Molecule: messenger RNA, 364 nt
Organism: Symbiodinium pilosum
Lineage: Eukaryota; Dinophyceae; Suessiales; Symbiodiniaceae
Source: the annotation of a GenBank genome assembly
GCAGCGCAGCACUCUGGCACAAUGGGUGGAAUUUGAGAAGGGCAGUGCUGAUGAGAAGUGGACAGCUCGUCGCAGUGAGUUGGUGCAACGACUUUUCGGGCACUUGCAGGCUCAAGCUCCUGGAGACCUUCGUGGCCGUUUCUGGGGAACUGUCAGGAGCCCUAGACAGCUGAUGCUGCUUUGCGCUGAGGCCGUGGCGAGCGAGGGCGAAAAUUGGGCAAGGUACCAAGACAACUCCCGCUACAACCUGCUAGACUGGCAAAACUGGGCAGCAUCGGAGGGGGAGGCGCAGAAACAGUGGAUGCAGGAACGCGUGGAUAUUCUGCAGCAGCUCUACGCUACGUGCGCAGAAGCGCUGGAGGAG